AUGUACUCUCUCAUUCUCAUCGUAUCCUUGCUUCCGCUCUUCGAUACUGGCGCUUCAGAUAAUAGCUUGACGUGUGCUAUCAGACUGGGCUCACAACGUCGACCGCAAAAGUCGAGCUCACCGUUUCGACCAGCGAUGAGCCCCAGAACGCAGGCGACAGCGAUGGCGGACCUAGUCGCCUUGGCUUCCGCGCAUCGCCAUCUUCUUGCUAAACGAUGCACGCUGCCGGCAUUCUUCAUUUUCUGCGCCGUCCGCCACCCCUCGACGACGUUUCCGACGACGGGCACGCAGGAUUCGCCAAGCGACGCCGCUGUCAAAGAGAGCGCCACUGUCGACGCUGCUCGCCACGGCCGACACGCUGCGUGCACGCCGCCUCUCAUCCGUUUCAACCACGUCGAAGACGACGACUCCAGCGAUACUCCCGCAAGCUGCAUUCGCCACCGAGGGAGGGGCCAGUGCCCCCUCGAAGACGCCGACUUUGCCCGAAGGACCGAACCCAACGCUCGCCCCAUCCCCUCCACGACACGCUCGCGUCCUCCCCGCGGCGUUGUCGGUGUUGACGGUCUCGUCACGCGCACCGCCGUCCAUCGCCUCCGCCGUCGUGCCACGUAUGCGCCCUGGCCAUGCCUGGGAGACCGGCGGGAUAUCGUCAGCACGGCGAGGAGACUGGCAGACGGAACACGUGUAACGAGGCGCUCGCUUCAUCGACAUCUGGGUGGUGAAAUGACGGCGGGAGUGAUGAUACGGUCGCGCUGCAGGCAUGCUCAUUUUCCUGGAUGCCGAGCCGCCGGAGGCAUGCGCGCGGCCUCUCGGAGGACCCCCUCCUCCCUCAUUCCUGUCGCCUGCAUGGGUGGAUGGUACGAAAAUCGGUAUUUUCCUCGAGGCCCGACCGCCGGAGACACGCGUGCGCCACCCUCGGCUGAGGGAAGCGAAUGCAGGAGGGGGUCCCUCCUCUUGCUUACCGUGAGGACCGUGCCCACGCUAUUUUUCCGUCGAAGGGGUAACCUGUUUUGGCGAGUUGUUGCCGUGAGCCCCGCGAGGAAAGUCGUCAAGCCCGUGUUCUGACUCUGCGCGACCCCCGUCGUCCCUUCGAACAGACCCUCGACCUCCCUUUUUUACGACCCUUGAGCCGCCGGAGGCAUGCGCGGGCGCCUUGGGUGAUGAAAGCGGCGAAGGGGGAACUUUUCCCCUUGACAAAGCAUGCCCGAAAGUGCUGCCCCCCUUUUCGAGGACCAUGGGUGUUUAGAUGAGUCACGUCGCUCUCAGGUGUCAGUCUGAGCGAAGGCGCAUUCCACGCUGCUGAAUUGACGAUGAGCCGAUGAGCUCGUCGUGUAGGACAAGACAGGCGAGACGAUACAAGACCCCC
Schizophyllum commune H4-8 is the source of this 1366-nucleotide messenger RNA. RefSeq lists its product as uncharacterized. The coding region runs from base 1 to 1065 and encodes 354 amino acids. NCBI's taxonomy places the organism in Eukaryota, Fungi, Basidiomycota, Agaricomycetes, Agaricales, Schizophyllaceae. The transcript has 9 exons. The record is from RefSeq and is a predicted model, not a curated record.